Haliotis rufescens (red abalone) is the source of this 6829-nucleotide messenger RNA. RefSeq names its product twinfilin-1-like. Gene Ontology annotation, cellular component: cytoplasm; actin filament; myofibril. NCBI's taxonomy places the organism in Eukaryota, Metazoa, Mollusca, Gastropoda, Lepetellida, Haliotidae. The transcript has 10 exons. The coding region runs from base 90 to 1139 and encodes 349 amino acids. Gene Ontology annotation, biological process: actin filament depolymerization; regulation of lamellipodium assembly; positive regulation of neuron projection development. The record is from RefSeq and is a predicted model, not a curated record. Gene Ontology annotation, molecular function: actin filament binding; actin monomer binding.
GACAUUUCUGUCACGUGAUUAAGAGGGAGUGUGCUUCCUCAAUCGGACACUUCCACUUCCUACUGGGCCGGUAUCAAUCUUGUGCAAAAAUGUCACAUCAAACGGGAAUAUCAGCUUCCAAAAAUUUGGCAGACUUCUUUGCCAUUUGUAAGGAUGGAAGUAUUCGUUUGGUAAAGAUCUCUAUUGAAAAUGAACAACUUGUACUUUCUCACAAUGAAAAACCUGUCAACACUUGGGAGGAUGAUUAUGACCAGCUGAUAUUGCCGCUGUUGGAGGAAAAGCAGCCAUGCUAUAUCUUCUUCCGCACAGAUGAAAAAGGAGGCACAGGAAUGGCAUUUCAGUGGAUUUUCAUCAGUUGGUCCCCUGAUUUUUCACCAGUCCGACAGAAGAUGUUGUACGCUGGAACCAGGGCCACUUUGAGGAAGGAGUUUGGCGGCAAUUACAUCAAGGAUGAAGUUUUUGGAACUGCAAAGGAGGACGUGACACUGGCGGGCUACAGGAAACACCGGCAGUCCCAGCAGGCACCAGCGCCGCUCACGUACGCCGAGGAGGAGCUGGACAUGAUCAAGAAGAAUGAGGUACAUGCAGAGAUCGGCGUGGACACGAAGCACCAGACGGUCCAGGGGGUGAUGUUCCCCCUCACACAGGGGGCCCGGGACAAGCUCGAGGGCUACAAGGAGGGCAUGUACUCGUAUGUUCAACUUAGUUUAGAUCUCAAGGCAGAAGUGGUGGAUGUUGAGUGUGUAGAAGAAGACUUGAACCUGUCCAGGCUCACAUCCAAAGUCCCCACUGACCAUGCCCGCUACCAUCUUGUCAACUUCAAACACUCGCACGAAGGAGACUAUAUGGAGAACACAGUGUUCAUCUACUCCAUGCCGGGGUACAAGUGUUCCAUCAAGGAGAGGAUGCUCUACUCCAGCUGCAAGUCCCCCCUCACAGACACUCUGGAGAAGUCCAUCGGCAUCGCCAUUGUGAAAAAGAUCGAGAUUGAUGACCCAAAAGAAUUAACUGCAGAAUUCUUGCAAGAGGAGAUCCACCCCAAGAAGAAUGCAGUGCGCCAAGCGUUUGCCAAGCCGAGGGGCCCUGGGGGCCGUGGUCCACGGAGAAUGACAAAACCCACACCAGCGGGAGAAGAUUGAUACGGCAGAUGGUUAGACUAACACCUCAUGUCACCAGCAUCAUCAUUUCGUCAUCGCUUUGCACCAUGCUCAGGACAGAUCUUUAGUAUUUAUGUUUUCUUUAGGGCUGUUAUGUGAAUAGGAAAAAGUGACGGUUACCAUGGUUAUUUCUGUAAACUCCUUCAAGGAGGAUAUGUUAUCAGGGGUCCGGAAAAUUUAAAAUCCCAAUCGGUCAUUUGCAUUUAAGCCACGCCCCCUUCAAAUAGCGUAUUUUCGUACGACUUUUCACACACAUUACAAGUUUUUACGUACAGUGUUCCCUCGUUAUUGAGCCCUUGGAUUAUAGCGCGGUAGAGCAUGGCUCCCAUGAAUAUAUGGCCAAUUUUCUUUCUGAUUUUUAAAGAUUUUUGUGAGGCAAGAGGGAAAAUUUAAAACUUUUUCCAAAGAAAAAAUGAACACAAAAUGAUAUCAGAAAAUCAAACAACGAGAUUAAUCCUAAAUUAGACAAGCUUUUUCUCUUCUUUUUUUCAUUUUUCAAAUUUAUGGCUUGGGUUGUCCAGAAAACAAAAAAAUUGUUUUAGCCUGAUGUUAUUUCAGAAUAUAAAUUGAUUAAUUGAAUAAGUUGACACCUUUAGAAAGUGAAAAGAAUGAAUUUGUAUGGAAAAUGUUGCUUUCAGUUUCAGUAUUCAUGUUUGAAGCCAACACUUUACAUUAGGAACGGUUAAGUUUUGUUAUUGUUUUCAUGAGGAGCGUUGUGUUCAUGUUGAAAUAUGUUUUUAUGAUAAAAGAAUCUAUAUUUUUGUUAUCAGAGUUUAUUUCUGAUGAGUUGGUUUGUGAAUGACAGAUGGUAACACGAUCAGGAAGACAAAAAAGUGAAAAGUAGGUUUGUAGAAUAAUUCAAUAUAUAUAUAUGGUUUUAGUUAUAAUUUAAAAAUCUUAUUGUAUAGAUGAUUCAUUGAAUUCGAAGUAUUCUGUUGCCAUUAGAGCAUUAUUGAUCUUCACUGAGAAUUUAUCUUGAAUGAGAGUUUUUCAACUUUGAAUGUAUUUGUUUAAAAAUGGUCCCGUUCACAUUUUGUUGAAACAGGAAGAGUCAUCUCCCUUGCUUGGGAGCACUUCAAGGAAUGUACAACUGCUGAAUUUUCUUUCAUUAUGUUCUCUGUAUUUCUUUUGAGUUCAUAAUUAUCGGCAAUACGGUACAGGGAAACUUUAUUCUGAAUGUACAUGGUUCACUGUCACGUAAUAUAUAUCUGGAACCGGUUACAUAACUCAUUCACAUUUCAAAACUGCAAAGGUGUUUUAUGUAUAAGACUACAUUUACAGAAUUGUGCCACUUUUUAUUCCACAUUAAGAACUAUAAAAAAUUGUAAGUAAAGUCAUUUCUUAAAAAAUUCAGUUCAGAUCACAGUGACUUUAACCAUGACAGAAUAUACCCAAUUAUAUUUUUGUCAAACCUGGUUGUCAGUUCCUGCUGGUUAUGAAAAAUGACAAGUGGUGAUGAAUGUUAUCAGGCACACCUUUUUGUUAUGACCCCUGAUUAAUCGAAGCACGUUACACCAGAGUCCCCCUGUAUACUGUCACAUGACAAACAUUUAUUUUUUUAAGGAUGUCUGCUGGUUUGAUUUUGUGUUGACUACACAGCUCAAAUUGUCGUGUCACUUAACAACAAUUUUUAAUCUAUCGCCAAUAUCAAUCGGUGCUGCCGAAAAUCAUAGAACAAGGUCAAAUAGUUAAUGAUAUGGUGGUUUAAAACAAUAUUAAUUCCGAUUUUAAACAGAUCAGUUUUUGCCGACAGCUGACAAAAUUGGUGGGAGAAGUGAUUCCAUGUUCUUUGGAACCAAGACCUCUCUAUAUUGUAACCUUGAUGUCUGAUAGCUCUGUAUCUCAUUGAUGGAAUUGUCUGCAUCACUUCGAGCUUUCCUCCCUCAUUAAGCUGACACGUCGUGAUACAACUGUAAUACAGUUAAAAGCAAUGUUAAACUCACCCAUUCACUCACUGAUAGACGUCGCUAUAUAAGCGCAAUAAUCUUGGACGCGACGUUAAACCCAAUUUCACCUCACUUACUGAUAGAAUGUCACUUCACACAAGAUUAAUGGAAAUAUGUAAAUGAACACAUUUUCUUCUAUUUGCUCAAGCAUUAUUAAUUGUUUUUUUGUAUGUGAACCAUUCGUUAUGUGGUUAGAAUAUUAAAAAUGUUAAAUACCUUUUUUUCAAUUCUAUUAUUAUUCAAAUGUGUUCACACAGUGAGUGAUUUUUAUAGUAAUUUGUGACAUUGAUGUGUCUGAAGCAAGGUAAUGAUCACUAUCCAUGCUAACUGCCUUCUUUUUUCAACUUAACAAAAUACCUACCUACGAAAAUACUUUGAAAAAAUACCAGCGGACAUCUUUAAGUGCCAGAAGUUGUAUUUGUUUUUGUUAGCCCUGCCAACAUUCCUGGUAUACUGUUUCUACUGAGAAAAAGUCUUUUGUUUCUGUCUGGGUCAUUAAUGCCCCUUUUGUCAUUUGUACACAGCAAGGGUGGGUAACUCUGCAUGUUACAUAACAAGGGCAGGUAACUCUGCAUGUUACAUAACAAGGGCAGGUAACUCUACUGAUCAUUUGUACACAACCAGGGCACAUAACUCAAAACAUGUUUUCAUGGCACGUCAAAAUAUGUCUUAGAUUUUGCUUACCUCAGCCAGAAACAAAAGACUUUUCAUUCUUGGCCAUGUAGAAGUUCUCAGGAUCUCUUGUGUUGAAUUCAGAUUGUUAUUGAUUGCUUGCUCAGACUCGGUAUUCCAUUUCUUUUAUGUUCAGUUCUGUUUUAACCAAUCACACAUCAUAAGGAGUUCAAACCAUUUCAUCAGUUUAAAAAUAUCAGUGAACAUUCUGUGCGAUAGUUACGUCCAGACAUUGUGGAGUGAUCACAAUAACAAACAUACUUCUGAUCACCAGGAGUUGCAAUACAAAUACUAUUCAUACAAAAGAAAAUUGAUUUUGGUGGUGCUUAACUCAUAGCAUACUGAUGGUAAAAAAGAAAAUGUUGACUUUUAUAGUAGAACUGCUUCACAUCAGUAAAUUAAGUCACUGCAUGAAAUGUUAGAAUAUUAUGUGAAAAUUGAUGUGACUUUCUUCAAGGACAAUUGUCAAUCACAUGUUUAUCUUAUUAGCCAUUCCCAUUUAUAUUUCCAUCAAUAUGUCUGGAGUUCACUGCAUUGUCCUGUACAUAUGUAUCACAAAAAUGUGGUUGGCUUGGCUUGGCUUGGCUGUGUUUGUAGGGUUAUAACACCCUUUUCUAGUAAUUUCUAAUUUUGACAUUCUUUAUCUGAUUGAUUUAUAUUUUAUACUUGUCACUGGAAAAGGAACUGUAUACUGAGAGUUUAAAUCAAUGUUUAUAUCAGUAGUCCUGGAAUGGUAUUGUUAUGGGUGAUGUUGUUCUGAAUGCGUACAAUUCAAGGCAAAUAAUACAAAAAUAAAAUAAACUUUUCUGACACUAUGAUCAAGAGAGCUUUCAAGUUGAGAUAGGUCACAAUAUAUGAACAAAGACAGUGUUACAGAUCUCAUUACACAAACCUGCUGCUUUAUCAAGGUUGUUUAUGAGUAUAUUUUAUUUUAUGAAUGAAGCAUUGGAGAGGAAUAUUUAAUAUAUGAAACGCAUACUGGGUAGGUACCUACAGGUGUUGUGUAAGGGCAUUGACAUGAUUAUGUUGCAAUAUAUACUUCUAUCUAAAUAGUUCAAAUUUCCGUUUCUGCUUUAAUGAAAAAAAACAUGAUUAACAGUAAGACACACUGCAGUCAUGGAGAAGAUGUCUUUGACAGAAUAUCAUGGUGGUCUGACUCGGUCACUUGGCCGAUUCCUGUCAUCGUCCCCCAAGACAAUGCUGCUCAUUCAGUCAGUCACUGGUUUGUCUGGUCUGACUUCAUCAUUACAGACUGCUGUGAUAUACUGUAGCUGCAAUAUUGCUGUCUUCUGCAUUUACACAAAACAUCCUUGCCCUUUGUGUAAGGUAAGAUGGUGGUAGGUCUUCGUGUAGCAAUAGGAAUUGGGAAUAUUAGUUUGAAGAUGAUGACAAUUUUUGCCAUAAACUUUAACAUAUUUUAAUUAAAAUGAUUGUCAUUUCCAUUUUUAUCAUGUACCACUGGAGAAUUACAUCCUUAUCUGUCCUGCCUCAGUACAGUGUAAGGGCGGGUAACUCUAAUCACUUCACCAGCAUGGCAACAUUAUUUCAUUGCCUUGUGGCUCUACAUUUAGAUUCUAUAUAUACUACAGAAGAAACUGUCUCUGUCUGUCAUUGCAUCCAUAUUUGCGAAGACGAACAAAUACUUUUCAAGCUUUAUCACCCCUAGAAGUCCAAUUCAAGAAAACAUUGUGGUGAUUAUAGGGUCAUGUUUGCAGUGUUAAAAAUUAUACAAUUAAAGACUUAGUCCAAAUUUUGACAAUAGAAUUUGGAACUCCUCAAAGUUGUCAAGAACCCUGUGUGUACCGAUAACUUUUACGGAAACUAUGACCAAAAUGUUAUCUAUUAUUCAGGAGAAUAACUUAAAUAGUUAUGAGUAAAAAUUCAAUGGUUGAAACGGUGGUAAGAGUGUUAUGGCUGAUUAUAUUUUGAUGGUUUUAUGCAACUAGAUCGGUAGAUGUACACGUCAUGUUUAUUUCUGGAAAUCAUCAACCACGUUGUCAGACAACCGUCCACCCUGCUGAUAACAGCACCAACCGCAGCUGUACUUUGACUGUCAAAUAUAUUUUGCAAAUCGUAUUUUGAUGGAACAUGUUAUUUUCUAAUAGUGCUGUCUUAUCUGUUUCCGACUUGUUUGAUCAUGUGCUUAGCUUAGCUUCGACUUCCGGAUGGGUAUUUUUCUUUCAUUCCUUGACUUUCAUACUAUACUGAACAAAAAGAGUUAAGGAUAAUGAAUAUUUGGGGGGAUCUUUUUUUGUAAUUACGACUGAAGACUCAAUUUUAUAAAAAAAAUACCCUAAAAAUAUUCAUGAUCCCAAAGUUUUGUUCAGUAUAUUUCAGGUGAGUGCUGGUCGAUGGGUUCAACCUGUUUAUACAUCUUUGCUUAUUGCUAACUAUUAACAAUGUAUAUAUGGAUAUGAAGUGCAUUGUUUGUACGUAUGUACAUAGUUUUUACCUUGUACACUCCUGGGCAAUUUAUGAUAUGAACAACUAUCUCAAAGGUGUGGAAACCGUGCAAAAUGUCUCUAUGAAAGUGGAUAGAAAUAUGAUGUCUGAAUAGCUGAUACCUACUGACAUUAAUAUAGAAGUUAUCAUAGAGCAAGUGUGAAGUUUUCAGAAUAUUUCUGAUGGAAAAGUGAAUUGUGAAUUUAUUUAUAACAAAUGAAUUGAAAUAAUUAUAUUCAAACAUACAAAGUAAUUAGUAAGAAAUUUAUUUUAUAAACAGUUAUAAUGAAUAUAGUAAUUAUUGCUUUUGUGAAUUUCUGCAGAUUUGAGAUGGCUACUACCAAUAAUUAUUGAUUAUGACUAUGAUUAUGAUAAUUCAGUGGUCAGUUCAUCCGCCUCACCAUGCCUCAUCUGUGUUUUCCAUACUGUGGUGCAAUCUAUACUUUCUAUGUAGGAGUGUUCUGCUGGAGCUCUGCUGAAGGCUCUGCUUGCCUCCGUUGUUAACCGUGAUACCUGUCAACAAGGAGUGUUGAGAUUGUUAGCAAAUAUUCUGUAAAAUACCUUUCAUGUAAAUAUUGAUACUAAUGAAUAAAACAAUGAUUUGUUCUCCCA